Molecule: messenger RNA, 524 nt
Organism: Pundamilia nyererei
Lineage: Eukaryota; Metazoa; Chordata; Actinopteri; Cichliformes; Cichlidae
Gene: ndufb4
Product: NADH:ubiquinone oxidoreductase subunit B4
Exons: 3
Coding region: 44-427 (127 amino acids)
Cellular component (GO): mitochondrion; respiratory chain complex I
Source: RefSeq, a predicted model, not a curated record
CACAAGCUCGCGUUUCCACCGUUCCAGCAGUCAUUAAACAAUCAUGGCGGACUACCGAGAGGCGCCCUUGGCCACUCGGCCAAAAACAUUGGAUCCAAACGAAUAUUUCAACCUUUCGCCGGAGCAGAGGCGUGCCGAAGAAGCCAGGGGUGCACUGCGAGCAAAUCUGAAGCGCCAAUAUCAGCUGCAACUCAAUAACCCGCACAGAAAAGAGCUCAUUGAAGACCCUGCCUUGACACGCUGGGUGUACGCACGAGGCAAUCCCUACGCACACUUCAGGCCUACAAACAAGACCUCUCUGCUGGGUGCAAUGUUUGGAGUUGUACCUCUCUUUGCCCUCUACUACAUCUUCAAGACAGACAGGGAUAGGAAGGAGGAGCAAAUUAAGGCCGGUACCCUCGAGCGCAAGUUCAGUUUGUCAUCUUGAGCCUGGGUGUAGAAAGACCCUCGUCCUGUGUGUUCUAGAGAUGAUGUCCAUGUGUGUAAUUAUUAUUAACCGAAUAAAAUUAUAUUGUCAAACCAGA